Messenger RNA from Protobothrops mucrosquamatus (brown spotted pit viper), 1947 nucleotides. RefSeq names its product keratin, type II cytoskeletal-like. Gene Ontology annotation, cellular component: keratin filament. Gene Ontology annotation, molecular function: structural constituent of skin epidermis. The transcript is spliced from 9 exons. The record is from RefSeq and is a predicted model, not a curated record. Bases 1 to 1947 code for a protein of 648 amino acids. Gene Ontology annotation, biological process: keratinization; intermediate filament organization. NCBI's taxonomy places the organism in Eukaryota, Metazoa, Chordata, Lepidosauria, Squamata, Viperidae.
AUGAGCAGGCAGUGCUGCACCUCUAAAUCCUUUAAUGGGAGACGGAAUUAUAUUUCUAGCGGUGGGCUCCAUGCGGGCAGCAAUGCGUCCUCCUCCUUCCGCCUCCUUGAGCAUAGCAGGAGAUACUCUGGAGCAAACCUGAGUAGCAGGCAGGGCUACGGGGCUGCGCCUUUUGGCUACAGUCUUGGGCCGGUGGGCUUUGGUGCCGGAAUUGCAAAGAAUGAGGAAUUUAGCAGUCAAAGUGCAGGGACCAACAGCCAGGCCAGAGCAGCUGGCAACCAAAGCAGCGGCCAUCACAGACACGAAGCAUUCACCAGCCAGAGUGUUGGUGGUGGGAAUAGCCAUGGCAGACGCUAUCGGCCAGAAGGUUUCAGCACUCGAAGUCUGGGUUGCAAUGUCAGACGUGCUGUCGGUUAUGAAUGCCUUAGCCGCUUUGGGGAAGGGAGGGGCAUCCAUACAGUCCGAAUCAACCCAAACCUGUUGCAGCCUCUUAGGAUCCAGAUUGAUCCGGAGAUUUCUCGAGUGAAGGAGGAGGAGCGGGAGCAGAUCAAAACCCUGAACGAUAAGUUUGUCUCCUUCAUUGAUAAGGUCAAGCACUUGGAGCAACAGAAUAAGCUUCUGGAAACCAAAUGGAACUGCCUGCAGCAGCAGGAGCCUGUGGAGAAGGCCAACAUUCAGCCUCUCUUUGAAAAUUACAUCACAUCCUUGAAGCAGCAGCUGCAGCGGCUGCUGAAUGAAAGGGAACAGCUGCAAUUGGAGCAGUCAAAAUUCCAGGAUAUGGUUGAAGAGUUCAAAAGCAGGUAUGAAGAGGAAAUCAACCACCGGAUGAGUGCAGAAAAUAAUUUUGUGCUGCUAAAAAAGGAUGUUGAUAUUGCCUAUAGCAACAAAGUUGAUCUAGAAGUGAAAGUGGAAUCCCUGAGACAGGAGCUCAACUUCAUCCGAUGUGUCUUUGAAGCUGAGAUAGAGAGUUUACAGGCAGCAAAUGCAGAAACCAACGUUAUUGUGUCAAUGGACAACAGUAGAGUCCUUGACAUGGAAGGAAUAAUACACUCAGUGAGAUCUCAGUAUGAAGAGAUUGCCCAGAAGAGCAAGGAUGAGGUCAAUGCUCUGUAUGAAAACAAGUACAAAGAGCUACAGAACACAUGGGGAAAUUAUUGCAACAAUCUCAGCAGUGGCCGUCAUGAAAUCCAAGAACUUACCCGUAUGGUCCAGAGAUGCAGAAGUGAAGUGGAAAGUACCAAAAAACAGAUUGAUGCGUUACAGACAUCUAUUGCUGACAAUGAGCAGCGAGGAGAGAGUGCUUUGAAAGAUGCCAAGUUAAAGCUAACUGAGGUGGAGAACAAUCUGCAGAGCUCAAAAGAUGAAUUGGCUCGCCUGCUGAGAGAUUACCAGAACGUGCUGAAUGUCAAGAUUGCCCUGGAUAUUGAGAUUGCGAUGUAUAAGUCACUUCUGGAGGGAGAAGAGAACAGGAUAUCUAAUGCUCCUCCUGUUAACAUAUCUGUUGUAGGUUCUUCCAACAUCUCUGUAGCUGGUGGAUGUUCUUAUGGCAGGACAAUCGGAAGGAGACAAGGUUACACCCAAAGAAACAAGAACGGCAGUGGAAGAUCCAGCUCUAGAAGUGGAGAUCACGGCAGCAAACAUGCGCUAACCCCUAGGAGUGGAGACAGCCUUUCUAAAUCCUCCAUAAGCUCUGGGUUUGGACAAAGUGGUAGCCCUACUGUGGUCUCAUCUACUCCUAAGAAUUCUGAUCUGGCCAAUGUGGGAAGUCCUGGAAGUGGAGGGUAUAGUUCUAAGAGUAGAGGAUACAGCAGCACAAACACAACACAUAUUUCUGCAACUACCGGGGUUUCUAGCAAAGGUGCCUCCGGAGGGAUCUCUGUGAGUGGCAGCUAUAAUAUCCAGAGCAGUGGAGGAUACUCUGGGGAUGAUUACAGCAGUCUUUAUUAG